UUUAUUGGCCACGUUCUCCGCUCACAUGCCCUAAGAUCUCGCCCUUUUCCCUGGCUUCUUCCGGCCGCUAUGUCCACAUGUUCCACACGCUGUAUCUGUAGUACCUUAAGUGUGUACAGAGAAAUGGAGCUCCCAAUCAAAUCCAAGUCAAGCUUUCCUCUUUUCCUUUUCCGCAUCAAUUCAAAUUAUCAAAAAACCCAUCAUCUCAUCCCCACAUUUCUCUCCCUCUUUGCUUCUCCGCUUUUUCAAUUGCUUCAGUAAUUUCGUAGUUCGAUUUUAACAUACCCGUGAAGUAAUCCGCAUUUCUAGCUGUAAAGAUUCUCAAAAACACAACUCUGCGCCCACUGAAAUGAGUCUAUGUCAAUCGUUGUAUGUCCUUUCUUGCAGAUAUGAAGUGGGGAAGCGAUCAAACGAGAAUGCGAUGCUGAGGAGAGGCGGAAAUUUAUAAUGCCAAGGAAGUACAUUCCCUUGGACAAAUUUAUCAGUGAUGUUGUAAGAGAUUAAGUGUAGAUAUUGGUUGAGAAGAAGGAGAAAUAAGUUGAUAUUGUCAUGAAAUAUGACGUCGAGGCAAAGGCAUAGAAUGGUGACGAUGGAGAGUCUCAUAAUGCCCACCAAGAUCCGGAAAAGGGGAUGCUCAUCCUCCUCAUCUUCAUCGUCAAGAAUUCAUAAUUACAGGUUGAAUAAGCGGGCAAUUCUGGUGGGCAAGAGCCGGGCCGGGCUGGGAAUCGGACUGGGAGGGUCCAGAUCCAGCACCCCGGUGCCAACAUGGAGAACCACCCCUCUGAAGAGCGCCAUUGACUCUCCCAAGUAUUCUCAGAGUGGGAAGUCCACUCAACCUGUAUCAGCCCGAAGGCUGGCGGCCACCCUGUGGGAAAUGAAUGAAAUGCCCUCGCCGAAAAUGAGUGAGAGUCAUUUGGAGCUGAUGAAGCAGCAACAGAAGAAGAAUGGGAGUAAGAUGGUCUUUAAGAGGGAGAAAAUGCAGUUCGAGUGGGGGUUGCACUCGGGUUCAGGUUCAGGUUCUUUGCCACCUCAUUUGUCCGAUCCGUCAAACAGUCCGACCGUGUCAGAGAAAAUGGAUCGAUCCAGAACAGGUGGUCGUCUGAGGACGCCAUCAAUUUCUCAGAGGCUUAGGUCUGCACAACAAAAUGCUGCAGUUUUUGAUUCUAUCAGCAAUGCUAGUUUUAUGGAGAUUGAGGCUAGAUCCUGUGCCCCAACAUCAAGUGGAUCCGUUAGCGGCGGUAGGAACCGUCUGAAGGAUAUAAGUAAUGCUUUGACUACUUCUAAAGAGCUGCUGAAAAUUAUCAAUCGCAUUUGGGCUCAUGCUGAUCAACCUUCAUCAAGUGCAUCUGUUAUCUCGGCACUGCAUGCAGAGCUUGAGCGAGCUCGCCUGCAGGUUAAUCAACUUAUCCAAGAACAACACUCGGAUAGAAACGAGAUUAACUAUCUGAUGAAAUGUUUGGCUGAAGAAAAGGCAUCAUGGAAAAAUAAAGAACGCCAAGCGACUGAAGCAGCAAUCGGGUCCAUUGCUGGUGAACUAGAGGUCGAGAGGAAGUUAAGACGUCGACUUGAGAGCUUGAACAAAAAACUGGGAAAAGAACUAGCAGAAAUGAAGUCGUCAUUCAUGAAAGCAGUUAAAGAACUGGAAAGUGAGAAGAGAGCAAGAGAGAUAACAGAGCAGGUAUGUGAUGAAUUAGCAAGGAACAUCGAUGAAGAUAGGGUUGAAGUGGAAAAGCUAAAGAGCGAGCCCGUUAAAGUUCAUGAGGCAGAAAAAGAAAGGGAGAUGCUGGCAUUAGCUGACAAGUUGCUCGAAGAGAGAGCCCAGGUGAAAUCCGAGGCUAAACAUCAAGUUGAGGAGAAACAUUCUGCUAUUAGCAAACUGAGAAAACAAUUGGAAGUUUUCCUGGGAACAAGACGAGAUGAGGAUGAAGGAAGAGCAACAUAUUUGAGUAAGUUUAACAUUAGCUCUGAUCAGAAAGAACAAGAAGAUGGCGAUGCUAUAGAUGACACCAAAGAAGAUUCAGUAGAAAGCAAUGUUCAUUCGAUUGAACUGAACAUGAACCAUAACAACAGAGGUUACAAGUUGGCUUAUACCUCUGCCGUUGGUCAUGAGUCGAGGAAAUUACCCAUUGAUGAAAUCAAAGCUAGGAACUCCAUCUCUGGACAGGUUUCGCGGAGGAGCACCUCCCUUCAGAGGAGUGUAUCAGAUGGAGUCGAAUGGGAUAUUCAAGGUGCAUGUCAUCGCAACUCGGCAGAUGGUUUAGACAGGGAAAGGGUUCAUGAAAUCGAGAAGGAAGCUCAAAGAAGAAGCUAUCUUGAAGAGAUGCAGCAGAGAUACAACAAACCCGUCAAGGGUCUUAAGGAUCAUAUAUCACUGAGUUCCCGGUUAUCGUCAGCCAGAGACUAUCAUAGUCCUACCCAACAAAGGGAGCAAUCGCGGCCCUUGAGAGAUCCCCUUGGUACAGUACAUGAAAGGCAUAGUGCAAUUCUAGCUAUGGGUUCCAAGUCAAGAACGACAGACGUCAAAGGGGAAGGCCAGAGUACCCGGAGAUCUAAAUGGUGAGUUCAUCAGUGCAUAAACUAGCUAUUUCUGAAGACAAUAUGAAUCUUGGAGGUAGUUCAAUCAGGUACUGCUAAAGCUUAGAAACAUCAAGAAAUUAACAUCUUGUUGGUUCAUGCUCUUACAUUGGGAACAUCCCGAUUCAGUACUUUAUGCACCAAAUAGGUGCAAUCUAUAUGUAAUUCUUCUUUCUCAGUGGAA
This is a messenger RNA of Sesamum indicum (sesame), 2758 nucleotides long. RefSeq lists its product as uncharacterized. The record is from RefSeq and is a predicted model, not a curated record. NCBI's taxonomy places the organism in Eukaryota, Viridiplantae, Streptophyta, Magnoliopsida, Lamiales, Pedaliaceae.